This is a messenger RNA of Spirodela intermedia, 1269 nucleotides long. The record is from the annotation of a GenBank genome assembly. NCBI's taxonomy places the organism in Eukaryota, Viridiplantae, Streptophyta, Magnoliopsida, Alismatales, Araceae.
AUGUCUUCGUCGUUCCUCCCGGCGACCACGGAGUCGAUAGCUCAGGCCCUGGAGGCCAAGGACCCCUCGGAGUCCAUCUCCAUCCUCCACCGCAUACUCGAGAACCCGUCUUCCUCCCCGGAGGCGCUGCGCAUAAAGGAGCAGGCCAUCUCCAACCUCUCGGAGCUCCUCACCCAGGAGAAGAAGGCAGAAGAUCUACGGAGCCUCCUGACCCAGCUGCGCCCCUUCUUCGCCCUGAUCCCCAAAGCGAAGACCGCGAAGAUCGUCCGUGGGAUCAUCGACGCCGUGGCCAAGAUCCCCGGUACCUCCGAUCUCCAAAUCUCCCUCUGCAAGGAGAUGGUGGAAUGGACGCGCGCCGAGCGUCGGACCUUCCUCCGCCAGCGCGUCGAGGCCCGGCUGGCGGCGCUGCUGAUGGAGAGCGGCGAGUACACGGAGGCCCUCUCGCUGCUCUCCGGGCUGAUCAAGGAAGUCCGCCGGCUCGACGACAAGCUUCUGCUGGUGGACAUUGACCUCCUGGAGAGCAAGCUGCACUUCUCCCUGCGGAAUCUACCCAAGGCGAAGGCGGCGCUUACGGCGGCCCGCACGGCGGCCAACGCCAUCUACGUGCCGCCAGCGCAGCAGGGCACCAUCGACCUGCAGAGUGGCAUCCUCCACGCCGAGGAGAAGGACUACAAGACGGCAUACAGCUACUUCUUCGAGGCCUUCGAGGCCUUCAACGCCCUGGGGGAGCCCCGCGCGGUCUUCGGUCUCAAGUACAUGCUGCUCUGCAAGAUCAUGGUGAACCAGUCGGAGGACGUGGCAGGGCUCAUCGCCUCCAAGGCCGGGCUUCUCUACCUGGGCCCGGAGCUGGACGCCAUGAAGGCCGUCGCCGACGCCCAUUCCCGGCGGUCGCUCAAGGCCUUCGAGGCGGCGCUGGCGGAGUUCCGGCCGCAGCUGGAGGAGGAUCCCAUCGUGCACCGGCACCUGUCCGCGCUCUACGACACGCUGCUGGAGCAGAACCUGUGCAGGCUGAUCGAGCCCUUCUCGCGGGUGGAGAUCGCCCACAUCGCCGAGUUGAUCGAACUCCCCGUGGCCCAUGUGGAGACGAAGCUCUCGCAGCUCAUCCUGGACAAGAAGUUCGCCGGCACCUUGGACCAGGGCGCCGGCUGCCUGGUGGUGUUCGACGAGCCCGAGCCGGACGCCAUCUUCCAGUCGACGCUCGACGCCAUCGCCAACAUCGGCAAGGUCGUCGACAGCUUGUACGUCCGCUCCGCCCAGGUAAUGGCUUGA